CAGAUCCGGAAAACAACAAAAGCUUUACUCGUACAUAGUACAAAGCAGUUAUGUUGGUGUAAACAUAUAUGCUUAGAUUGUUGCCGAGGUUGUUAUAGAACAAUAACGUUAAAUGCAUGGUCAUAUGAUGCCGAGUGACACACCAGAAACAACUACGGACCACAUGGGGUCGCCAUCCUCAACGUCAUCUUCGACGUCAAAACUCCUCCCUCAUGAAAAUGAACACCAUGCGCAAUCUGCACCUUCUUCCUCCAGGUUACAAAGAAGAGACACGCAAGUUAUCCACCGUACACCUCCAUUGAUAACAGCGGCACCUUCGUCAUCAAGAUUUGGUGCAACUUAUAUAAGGGAAAGCAUCGUCACAGAAUCAAAUGAUUACCAAAGCAGCGAUGUGUUUCUACCUGGCCCACCUUCCACCAGCUAUAGGAAUUCAGAUGCAAGCUUGUCAGGUGAAAGCUUUACUUUUCCCACGGUUGGUUUUCCACGCACAAGGUCGGUUGGUGGGAUAUCAUACGUAUCAAGGUCUUCAUCUAUUAGUGACGUUGUAGCCUCGCUACCAUUACGACAAACAUCACUUGCAGAUGAAGCGUUAAAUGCUCCUCGCAUCAGCCGAUCUUCAACACGCAGAAGUAUUGGUCGUGAAUGGACACGUCAUCACUGGGAUAAAGUAAAAGAUCUUGAACAAGAAUCUGACCGAGCCAGAAGAUGUUCCAAGUUGUCGAGUGGGUUCGCGCCACUAAUGGUGUUUGGGGGUUUGGUAUUUGUAUGUAUCGGAGUUAGUGCGAAGACAAACACAGGAAAAGAUCGCGUUAGAUUACAAGAACUUAGUACAACACCUUUAGCGAUGGGGGUAUUCAUGUUGGGACUAGGUUUGUUUCUUAUAUGCACUUGGUUUGGGUGUAGGAGGCGUGCCAGACAACUUGAGCUAAAAGUUUUGCACGGUUCGAGACGAAACUCAGCAAAUAAUGACGAUAAUGUUGUUCAAUCUGUGCUAGCAAAGCUGUACCAUCAAGCAACGGGCGGAACUUUUUCACGAAAUCGCCCAGAAACCCCGACGUUACCUGGCGUAACGCUGGACGGUGUGAUUGCGUAUAAAACACCGAUUAAUCGACCGAAUGAAACAAGCGGACCGACAACGACUUCUGUAGUCAGAGAAACUAGUGUUUGAUAAAUACAAGUGUUUGUACUGUUGUACAUAAGCAUUAAUAUACCACACUUUACUUGCAUUUGACGAAUAAAAGAUAUUUAUUGUAAACCUA
Ciona intestinalis (vase tunicate) is the source of this 1259-nucleotide messenger RNA. The record is from RefSeq and is a predicted model, not a curated record. Lineage: Eukaryota; Metazoa; Chordata; Ascidiacea; Phlebobranchia; Cionidae.